UACAGCCACAAGAGGGCGCUUUAGCCGACGAGCGCGAAAAAGAGGCAAAUCCGUGCACAACAUGGCGAACGUAGAACAGGAGCUUGUGCAGCUAGAGCUGCUGUGCAAGCAGCUCUAUGAGAGCCCGGACACCGAGCAACGUACGCAGGCCGAGAAGGCUCUCGUCAACUUCACCAACUCUCCAGAUCUCAACAAAUGCCAGCUUUUGCUUGAAAGAGGAAAUUCUGCCUAUGCCCAGUUACUUGCAUCAUCAUCACUCAUCAAGUUGGUCUCCAAGACAACCACAGUCAUUCCCCUUGAACAGAGGAUAGAUAUCAAAAAUUAUGUUUUGAACUAUCUUGCCAAUAGAACUAAACUGCCCAACUUCGUAUCGCAGGCACUCAUUCAGUUACUGGUGCGCAUCACCAAGCUAGGCUGGUUUGAUAGCAGGAAAGAUGACUAUGUCUUCAGGAAUGUCAUGUCGGAUGUUUCAAAGUUUCUCCAGGGUUCCAUGGAACAUUUUGUCAUUGGAGUACAACUCAUGUCACAACUUGUCAGUGAAAUCAAUCAGCCUGACAACAUCCGUCCUCUGACCAAGCAUAGAAAGAUAGCCUCCUCCUUCAGAGACACCAUGCUCUUUGAGAUCUUCAACAUGGCAUGCAAUCUACUCAAGCAAGCUUCCAAAGGCGGUAUCAACAUGCAGGAUGACAGCAAGCAAGCUGUGAUCAACCAGCUCCUCCAGCUAGCCAGGAACUGUUUGACCUUUGACUUCAUAGGAACCUUGACCGAUGAAUCCUCGGAUGACCUGGGUACUGUCCAGAUACCUACAGGAUGGAGGUCAGCCUUUCUGGACUUCAGCACUGUACAUCUCUUCUUUGAUCUCUACAAAGCACUACCAGCAACUUUAGCACCAAUAGCCCUUUCCUGCCUAGUUCAGAUAGCAUCAGUACGGCGGUCGUUAUUCAACAAUUCAGAACGAGCCAAGUUUUUAUCACAGCUAGUCAGCGGGGUCCGGGGCAUCUUGGAAAAUCCACAAGGUCUUUCAGAAGCAGCUAACUACCAUGAGUUCUGCAGGCUACUCGCAAGAUUAAAGUCAAACUAUCAGCUGGGUGAAUUGGUCAAAGUAGAAGACUACACAGAAGUCAUAGCGUUGAUUGCUAAGUUCACCGUCUCAAGUUUACAAGCACCGGUCUGGCAAUUCGCACCCAACAGUAUUCACUACCUCCUGACGUUAUGGCAGCGGAUGGUCGCUUCCGUACCCUACGUCAAGGCCACAGAACCCCAUCUCCUGGAGGUGUACACCCCAGAGGUCUCCAAGGCCUACAUCACCUCCAGGUUAGACUCGGUGACCAUGGUCAUACGGGACGGGCUGGAAGACCCCUUGGAUGAUACCGGUAUGGUGCAGCAGCAGCUGGAGCAGCUGUCCACCAUAGGUCGGUGUGAAUACGAGAAGACCUGUGCACUUCUCAUUCAGCUCUUUGACCAAUCGGCGCAGGAUUACCAGAAGACCAUACCGUCUAGUCCAGAAAUGGCCAUACAAGAAGGUCGAUUGACUUGGCUGGUGUAUAUCAUUGGGGCCGUGAUCGGUGGUCGGGUCUCUUUCACCAGUGCGGAUGAACACGAUGGGCUAGAUGGGGAAUUGGUCUGCAGAGUAUUGCAGUUGAUGAACCUUACCGAUGCCAAGCUGUCCCAUGGUGGAUGCGAGAAGCUGGACAUUGCCAUGCUCAGUUUCUUUGAACAGUUCACCAAAAUAUAUCUCGGACACCAGAUACAGAAGUCAUCCAAGCUGUAUAGGACGUUAUCCCAGGUGCUAGGACUCCAAGACGAAUCCAUGGUUCUCAGCGUAUUCAUCGGUAAAAUUAUCACCAACCUCAAGUACUGGGGAGGCAGUGAGCCCAUCAUCUCCAAGACGUUACAGCUCCUCAACGACCUAUCUGUCGGGUACAGCAGCGUCAGGAAGCUAGUCAAACUCGAGGCAGUGCAAUUCAUGUUAGCUAAUCAUACAAGCGACCAUUUCCCAUUUCUGGGAGCCAACGGCACGUUAUCGGUCCAUGACAUGAGAUGCCGAUCGACGUUCUACACAGCCCUCGGGCGGUUACUGCUGGUAGAUCUAGGUGAGGACGAGGAGAGGUUUGAGACGUUCAUGGUACCCCUCACCACAGCCUUCCAGUACGUAGGCAACCAGCUGGCCAACGCUAAGACGGGGUCAGGGUGGAAUGAAGCAAACACAAAGAGGACACUGAUUGGACUAGCUCGAGACAUCAGAGGGAUUGCCUUUGCAUUCAACACUAAGACAAGCUACAUGAUGCUCUUUGACUGGAUAUACCCUGCAUACACCCCCGUCUUACUGAGUGCCAUUGAGCUAUGGUACCAUGACCCUUCGGUGACCACGCCCCUUCUCAAGCUCAUGGCCGAGUUGGUCCAGAACAGAUCGCAGAGGUUGCAGUUUGACGUCUCCUCGCCCAACGGGAUCCUACUCUUCAGGGAAACCAGCAAGAUGAUGGUCGCAUACGGUUCAAGAUUGCUUACACUUCAAGACAUUCCAAAAGACCAGAUCUACCAGAUGAAGUUGAAAGGCAUAGCUGUAUGUUUCUCUAUGUUGAAGGCUGCCCUCUCUGGCAGUUAUGUCAACUUUGGCGUAUUCCGUCUCUACGGCGACAGUGCGCUGGAAGAAGCCCUGCAGAUGUUCGUCAAGCUCCUCCUCUCCAUCCCUCUCAGCAACCUGCUGGACUACCCUAAGCUAAGUGGAUCCUACUAUGUGCUGCUUGAAUGCCUAGCCCAGGAUCACAUGGGUUUCAUCAGUAGCUUAGAACCCCAAGUCUUCCUUCACGUCUUAUCAUCAGUAUCAGAAGGUCUAACGGCACUAGAUACGAUGGUGUGCACAAGCUGCUGCGCCAUCCUAGAUCACAUAGUGACGUUCCUCUUCAAGCAACUCACCAAGAGCGGUAAGACGAGCAGCCAGCAGAGCAACAGCUGGCCCAAGAGUGGAGGGGACACCAAGAACUACAGCAACCUCCUGGAUGUACCGAGGGAUCUCCUCAGACAGAUGCUGUCGACAGUACUGAAUAUCAUCAUGUUUGAGGAAUGCAGGAAUCAAUGGUCCAUGUCCAGACCACUCUUAGGACUCAUUCUACUCAAUGAAGAUCAUUUCCAAGAGUUCCAGCAGUCUGUAAUCAGUGCCCAGCCGAUGGAGAAGCAGCAGGACAUGCACAUGUGUUUCAAGAAUCUGAUGGACAGCAUCGAGAGGAAUCUAAGGACAAAGAACAGAGACAGAUUUACCCAGAACCUGUCUGUAUUCAGAAGGGAUGUCAACGACUCUCUGCGGACGUCAAACACGUCGGGGAACAACGGCGAUGGAAGCACGGGAAGCAACUCGACAGUGACAGUGGACAUGAUGAGCUAACACAGAAUGAAUGCAUAUGGGACUAAAGGAGUCGUUCAGAGUCUGCAUGUUCCGGCUGUCACUGAUCAACCAUAGAGUAAUAUAUGUGGCCAUGGAUGGAUGGAUGGUGAUUAGGUGUGGAUGGAACACAAAUGGAAUUGGUGGAUAGCUACGGAUAACAGCAUAUGUGGAACUACAGAGAUCAUGCAUUCAGUAGCUUCAGAAAGGAGCAUAUGUGGGGCUACAGCGGAUCGUGCAGCUAUUAGUGGAUAGCUACAGUAGACAGCAAACAUGGGACUACAAAGGUUGUGCAUUCAGUGUUGCAUAGCUACAGAAAAGAGCAUAAAUGGGACUACAGGGGUCGUGCAGCCAUUAGUGGAUAGCUACAGUAGAGAGCAUACAUGGGACUACAAAGGUCAUGCAUUCAGCAGUGGAUAGCUAUAGAAAAGAGCAUACAUGGGACUAAUCACUACAGGGGUCGUGCAGCCAUUAGUGGAUAGCUAUAGAAAAGAGUGUACAUGGGACUACAGGUGUUGUCCAGCCAUUAGCGGAUAGCUAUAGAAAAGAGUGUACAUGGGACUACAGGGGUCGUGCAGCCAUAAGUGGAUUACUACGGGAAAGAGCAUAUGUGGGGCUACAGAGGUUGUGCAGCCAUUAGUGGAUUACUACAGGAAAAGAGCAUAUGUGGGACUACAGGGGGUUGUGCAGCCAUUAGUGGAUUGCUAUAGGAAAGGGCAUAUGUGGGGCUACAGGAGUCGUGCAGCUAUUGGUGAAUAAAUACAGGAAAGAGCAUACAUGGGACUACAGGGGUUGUGCAGCCAUUGGUGGAUAGCUAAAGUAGAGAGAAUACGUGGGACUACAGAGGUCUUGCAGUAAUUAGUGGAUAACUACAGAAAAAUAACAUACAUUUCAACUAGAAUGGCCAUGCAAUCAUACUUAACUUGUUCAGAACUGUAAUCGUGGGAUAUUAGGAUUUGUUUUUUACACAUGUGCGGUACGUUUCGCUUGGUGUAACACAAUUUGAAUCAUGUGCUACUUUGAAGGUGAUUUUGGUUUUUCUUUCAUCGAUGUUCUCUCUUCUUUCUUCCCCUUUAAAAUGACUUUAUGUAAAAGGGUUUUAUGAGGGAAGGUUUGGUAGGGAAGACCCUCAAUUCCAUCCAUCUCUCGGACUAUUUGUUAUUCUAAAUAAAUACAGAGAAAUCUGUUUCCUUUAUUGUGAUCAUAUUUGUACACUGGAUCUAAAAUGUUGUCCUUGUGCAAAUCGCAUUGGGCUUAUUCUUAUGCUGCAAAUUAACAUGUAAGACUCUUUCAUUAUGCAACUUCAUAUUUGAAUAUCUUCUUUUCUUUUUGUCUAUAAUUUGCCAAUGCCGUAAUGUAAUUGAAGAACAUUAAUUGCCAUCUCUUUCUGUCUGUAAGGUGAAUGAUUACAAAUCACGAGCAAUUUGUUCAGGCAAAACUUUUAUUUUUAGUGUUUAGAACACUUUCCUUGGGAUGUCCAUAUUAACCUCAGAUUUUAUUGCUACUACAUGUUUUGUAGGGGUUGUCAGUAGGGCUCAUAGAAAAAAUGUUUUGUAUUUGCUCUGGAUUCUUACAUAUGAUGGGAAGUAAUAUUUGCAGUAUGGCAUGAUAGUUUGGUGAGUUUGGGGAUGUGCAGCAUAUUUCUUUCUCAAAAUACUCCUUUCUCCAAAAAUUUGCAAGACAAAAGUCUCCUGUUUGAAAACUGAAAAUCAACUACUUGGUAAAUUAUUAUUACAGUAGUAAACAAAUGCAAUUAAGUUUUUACUCUGGUAACUAUAUAUUACAGGUACAUGUAGUAGAAUUGGCAUUGUGACGUGAUACCUCACUGAAGUUUAAACUUAUUGAAAGCUUAUACUUUUUGUAUUCAAAUUCCUGAAAAGCCAUUGUCCCUGUAACCCUGUUUGAAAACCAUUCAUUGUACCUUCAAUAGUUGGUUUAUAAUUCAUUAUAAAUUAAGUCUACCAGAGUACAGGGGUGGUCCUCAAACAAAAAAUUAAACAGUAAAAUUGGAAAACGUGGAAGGAGUACGAACUGGGCCCCGUUGCACAAAACUUACCAUUGAUGGUAACUUUGUCGUCAAUGAUAAUUACCAUGGAAACCUUGAUUUUGAUUGGCUGUUGAGCCCUGUUACCAUGGUAGUUGCCAUUGAUGGUAAAGUUACCAUCAAGGGUAGUAAAGUUUUAUGCAAUGGUGCCCUGGUGUAUGAAGCACAAAGUCCAUUGGGCUCGAGUGCUUGCUUAAGGGCUCUAGUUGCUUGCUUAAGAGCUAUUCUGCUUGCUAAUAAGGUUCCUAGAUGCACUGUGGUGCAAUCUGGGUCAAAUUUUGAAGCAGUUUGAAACAAAUUUUAGGACUAAUAUUUCAUGGGUAUGUUUGGUUGAGAAUGAAUAUUGAUAUUUUAGUGAUUUUCAAAUCUGUACAAUAGCAAUUCAAACCUGUCACUGUUACAGGUUUAAAACCCUUGUGGGCCACACUGAGUAGUACCAUAGACAAAAUACCAUUACAAUUAGAUGCACUGCAGAAGGGCACAAUCCCAAAUUUGGGGUAAGAUUUUUAAAUAUUUCAGUUUUUUUUUCUGGAAAGAAUAAACAUAUCAUAAAGAGAAUCUAAAACAUAUCACAGUUAACAGUGUAGGUAAAGCAUGCACUUUAAUGUAUUACCGGUACAUAGAUGUAGUCCGAGAAAGAUGAAAAUUUUAAAAUGCUUAUAUUGCUUAAAAUUUCCACUGGCGACAUGUCUGUUCAUUUUUCUUCUGCCAGGCACACAAAAAUAUUCUAAGUUUAAAAUCAAAGUCAUUUAGGGCUUGCAGCAUCAAUAAAUAAUUUGCACAACAUUGUGGAGAACACAAGCUACCUUAUUAAUUCAAAGAGUGUAUCAAAAAGAGGGGGAAAGGGAAUUACUGACAAUACUGUAUGUUAUUGUGGGUAUGAUGGUAUGGACAAUACCUGUUUUAAGUUCAUGUACGUAUUUCAACUCUUUUUCCUGAGUGAUAGAUGAUAAGCAGCUGGUGUGAAAUCUGAACUAAAUUGUGUCUGGUCUGCGUAAUAGUAUCCUCGGUGUUCGUGCAUAUUCUGAAGAUUCACACAUUUAGACUCGAGCAAACCAAAAUGUCGCCUUUUGUCAAGUUUUAGAAGUUUCUGUUUGCAUGGUAACAAGUGUGACAAAAUCGGAGUGAUAUGAAAUGAUGCAUUCUAAAUCUUUUCUUAUUAAAGUUCCUUAUUACAAAGCCAAUGAUAAAAAUUAUUUUAAUUUAGUCACUGUAACUAAAAAUCGUAAAUUUGCUCUGCAUUUUAUUGAUCGGUGCUUGGUUAUGAAAUUUUUAAAAGAAAUGUAGCGGAGAAGUUGUGAAAGUAAGGAAUAUUAAUGCCCCGAGUGCAAAAUGCAAAAUUAUAAGUAAAAAGAUAAUAUUAAUGCAAUAUUUCAGAAUCGAUGAAAACACAGAAAAAAGUUUGGUUGAUUGGUCCAAUAUAAUUUUUUUUAAUUUGUUAAUUUUUGUUGUUGGAGGGGGGGGGUGGAUAUAUAUUGUUUCUGUAGGUAGGGAACUAUAAUGAAAGAAUUGUGUGGGUUAUUUUCAAAGUGUGUCACAUUUGUUUCAGUUUAAUGUUUACAGCAUCUAGUAAUAUUUUACGAUCGUAAUAUUCGUAUGAAACAAGCAUUGGAGGUAGUCAAUAGCGAAAAACUGAUUUAGAAAUGAAGAAAAAAAGGAAGCCUGUCUGAAGUUGGUUAACACAUCUUGGGGAUUUCUUUUUUAAAUAUUGACAUGAGGGUUCAUAUUGCAUUGACACAGAGACUUGUUUGUGCUUGAGUGCAUUGUAAGUGAAUUUUGAAUUCUCAAAUGACAAUGAAAAAUUCAGGCAAUACUGCUCAUUAUAUGACUUUGGCAAGGUGUUAUCAGAGUUUUAAAAAAUCUUCAGAAAGUGGUCUGGUAGGGAAAACUUUGCAUCUUUUAGGGUAACAGGAUGUCUUUUUAAAAUCAAAUUUGAUUUGAGUAGUGAGAUAUUGGAGAAUUACAAAAUUACAUUACAAAAAGUACAUUUCUUAUUACAAAUGUAGCUGAAUGAACAGAAAGACCCCAUGUUAAUGAUAUGAUACAGCAAUCAUUAGCAAAGUUUAAUGCAUUAAUAUGAAGGAAUCUAUCAAUGCCAGAGUACAGUAUUUGCAAGCCCUCAAUCCUAUUAUAAUUGUGUUUUUCUUUUCUAGCUUUUUUUAAAAAUAACCAAUUAAUUUAUAUCAAAGUAGAGUAAAUAAGUGACGAGUUAAGUAAAAGAAACAAACAAUUUCUGACAAAUAUUCAAUUCAUAAUUCACUAAAUAACCCUUGAGUGAUUAGCAAAGCAAGUUGGUCUAUCAGGCAAGCGAUUUAUUCAUUUUUGCAAUAAACUUGCCUGAAUUGGACAGUGAAAUUGUAAUGAGGAUUACCUAAAAAGUGACUGCGCUAAUUUAGCCAAAGAUUCUUGUAAAAAAAUCUAGGUCUCUGGACAUUGCAUUAUGUAACAUCAACUGAGUGGGUGUGGGAUAUCUGCAUGUUGUUCAGUUUUGUCAAAGGUCAGUCGUUGAGCAAGUGAUAUUUGAAGUUUGGAUUAUACAGUAAUCUACCUACCCUACACUAUCCUAGAUUUGGCAGUUGUUUCUCAGAGGUUUAUUCCACUCUGUUUUAAGUUUCCCAGGAAAUUGAGCAAGAUGCAUUUCAAAUUUGUCAAAAUAAUUUGAUUUUUUUCAAUACACACAACUGCCCCACUCCAUUACAUGUAAAGUCUUUCUACGUAAUGCUAGAGUACAAUAUUUAAUAUAACCUUACGUUUAUUGUUUUAUGGCGUGUAAUAAAAACGAUAUUGACCAUGGGGUCAUGCCAAAACCCAAAAUUUAUGUGAUACGAUAAGAUUACAAAUCUUCUGUGUAAUCACUGAAUGAUGAAAAUGCUUCAAAAUGGAACCUAUAUGUUUUACAUGUGAUUAAGUAUUGUUAAUUCCCCUCAAAGGAUUUUGUUCAUGUUCAAGAAAUUGAAGGCCAAAAAAUGAGUUCUAUCAUGUUGCAGUGAGACUGUUGAAUAACAUUAUUAACUUCUGAUUUAGGGAAUAUAAUAAAAGAAGUUUGAUACUUUCAUUUGUAAGAAUAUUUGUACAAACAUUUGUGAAGAGAAUAUGAAUAAAAUUUGGAGAAAUGUUGCCUUUUGCAAAA
This is a messenger RNA of Strongylocentrotus purpuratus (purple sea urchin), 8553 nucleotides long. RefSeq names its product exportin-7 (gene xpo7). Gene Ontology annotation, molecular function: nuclear export signal receptor activity; small GTPase binding. Gene Ontology annotation, biological process: protein export from nucleus. The transcript has 27 exons. The record is from RefSeq and is a predicted model, not a curated record. Gene Ontology annotation, cellular component: nuclear pore; cytoplasm. Bases 62 to 3382 code for a protein of 1106 amino acids. NCBI's taxonomy places the organism in Eukaryota, Metazoa, Echinodermata, Echinoidea, Camarodonta, Strongylocentrotidae.